AUGAACUCUUUCUCUCUUCCAAUCCACAAGUCUUUCCUUCUCAUGAUGUUUUUCAUGCUUCUCUCUAUUGCUUGGAGUCUUAGGGUGAUUCCUAGUCAAGAUAAGGUGAUCAACUUGCAAGGACAGAAACCCGCAAGUGCAGAUAACAAGGAAGAAGGUGGGAAGAAAGAGUUGGGAAUGGAGCUUUACCAGACAGGAUCAAGCUUGCCAGAUUGUUCCCAUGCAUGUGGGCCAUGCUUUCCUUGUAAGAGGGCGAUGGUGAGUUUCAAGUGCUCCAUGGCAGAGUCUUGCCCUGUAGUUUACAGGUGUGUCUGUAAAGGCAAAUACUACCAUGUACCCUCCAAUUGA
Neltuma alba is the source of this 348-nucleotide messenger RNA. RefSeq names its product protein EPIDERMAL PATTERNING FACTOR 2-like. The record is from RefSeq and is a predicted model, not a curated record. The transcript is spliced from 3 exons. Lineage: Eukaryota; Viridiplantae; Streptophyta; Magnoliopsida; Fabales; Fabaceae. Bases 1 to 348 code for a protein of 115 amino acids. Gene Ontology annotation, biological process: guard cell differentiation; stomatal complex development.